Molecule: messenger RNA, 2053 nt
Organism: Cloeon dipterum
Lineage: Eukaryota; Metazoa; Arthropoda; Insecta; Ephemeroptera; Baetidae
Exons: 5
Coding region: 261-1922 (553 amino acids)
Source: RefSeq, a predicted model, not a curated record
GUCCGUGUCCGUAUCUGUUCUCGUUGUGUCGUUGUACUGUUACUGUCAUAGGUAAUAGAUAAAUAGAGGUCUGGCUGUGGCUUUCAAACUGCAAUCAAUGCAAAAGCUGUAUUGGCUAUUGGCCUGAAUAAAUUCAGUUUUCCUUGCCCUCGCAUUAAUUGCGAUCUUUUUCACAUUGCUUCCGCUAUCACCUCAUCCUCCACCUAAACGGCGAGCGUGACUGACGAAUUUCCGUUCAGAAAACAGAAAAAUUGACUACAAUGAAUAAAGACAGAAAGAAAGAGUUUCUUAAAGAAAUGCAAGAAAAUCACAAGUUGGGAGUUGAAAUGCAACAGCGGGACAGAUUUGCACAUGGCGCGAGUCGCGUGUUGGAGAUUCGUGCUGGUCGGUUCAAAUUUGCUGCAGACAGUCUGAAGAAGAUGACGCUCAGGUGCAUUCUGGAAAACAAAGAGUUUUUCACUGAUGAGACACUCAACCCGACCAAUCCCUUCAAUUGCAUUUCAAACCCGUUGAAGUCAGAAUUGAUUUCGUUGGAGGCUGAGCUGGUGAAUGCUAAAGCAGCAACUCAAAUGGUUAAAGUCGAGGACUCAAAGUGCGCAUUGCAGUGCAGAAUGAUGCAGAAGCUGUUGAACAAUAAGAUGGAGUCGCUGCAGUUUCCGGUGACCGCCAAUAGUGACUGUAAGGAGGUCACUGAUCUGUGGAAAAGUCUUGUUGCUGUCAACCCAGAGAAUCUAAAGGAAUUGAUCAGAAGGGGUGCUUGCGAACACAUGACUUGGAACCUGAGACCUUUCUUCAGUCACCUGCUGCAGUUCAAGAGCUUGCAAGUCUUGGAACUGGAUCAUUUUCCAGUUGAUGACUCAGACCUUUGCAAAAUUGCGACAGACCUUCAAGAGCUCAGGGUGCUUAAAGUGUAUGCAGAUGAAACCACGUCGGAGACAGGAAUUGCUGCCCUCGCCAAGUUACAGCACCUGCAGAAGUUCUACUUUGAGGAUCUUGAUCAAAUCUGCGAGGAAUCCCUCUUGUAUGAGCUCUGCUUCCAGCAUCUGCCUGGUCUGUUAGAAGUGGGCUUUGCCAUCAAGAGGGACUUUAUGUUGGAUUACCAAGAAGCAUACUUGUGCAUCAAUGGCCAUUUAAUGGCCAUGGUGCUGGAAGAGCUGGAAAAGCCAUGUCAACUGGGUCUGCAGAAGAUGCAGCUGGUGGGUCUGCCAACCAUCCCGCAAUGCGUCACCUUUCCUAAACUCAAGUCUUUCUUUGUCGUCAAUCCUGAGGGACCUCUUACAAUUGAUGAUCGGUUCUCCAAUGUGUCCGAACUGGGUCUCUUUAUCAUGCCUUCCAUGCGCGAAUGCUACUCUAUUUUCGGUCGACUUGGACGCCAGCUGACCAAACUGCACUUGCUCGUCCGCAGCACCAUAGACGUGUCUAAGGUGCUUGAGUUGUGUCCCAAUCUGAGUGAACUGAACAUCUAUGCAAAGCGUUUAGUCUCUUCGAGCAAACUGAAGCCAGAAACGCUGAGUAAGCUGCGAGAAUUGAAUGUGCGAAUGUCCCACCAUGCUAGCGUUGCUGUGCAGCCGGGACUCACACUCCAACUGCUGCAAGCGCCCAAACUGCGCUCAGUUGCGCUUUUCUCGGAGAACAACAAGUACAUCAUUGGCUUGGAAGAACUUCUGGCUAUUGUGGAAGAGGCAAAGGGAAAGAAGAUUCUGCGCAGGUUGCAAAUUUUGAAAGUUGAGUGCGACGUGGAAGAGAUGAUUCCUACCGACAGAGAAGAGUACGGUUAUCUGUUCUGUAGAUUAGUGAUGAAUUGUCCCCGUCUGCACUCCAUGACCAAGGAUGCCAUUAGUUUUACAAUGCUAGGAUUUGUAGCUGCGCUCACUGGUAUGCCUGGCUAUCUUCGUGAGCCAAAACCAUUUGAUUUGUUUUGAAAAUCAGACUAAUGAUGUGAGAAACAAUUUAUUAGAGAAAUGCAAGUUGCUCACACAUCUCCAAAAAUUACAAUAAUUGUUAAAUUAACCUAAUAAAGGAACUAUAAAAAAUAAAUUACUGUCGUUUCUGC